This is a messenger RNA of Saitoella complicata NRRL Y-17804, 1524 nucleotides long. RefSeq lists its product as uncharacterized. The coding region runs from base 61 to 1482 and encodes 473 amino acids. Lineage: Eukaryota; Fungi; Ascomycota; Saitoellomycetes; Saitoellales; Saitoellaceae. The transcript has a single exon. The record is from RefSeq and is a predicted model, not a curated record.
CGUCAACCCGAGGAAGGCCAGCAACCCCAAGAACCCCCUCGACAAUCCAUAGAGCAGAAAAUGUCGGUAUCGCCGGCAUACCUCAACAACGCCCUCGCAGCACGAGGACUGCUACGCGAUGGUCCACUCGAUUUCAGCAGCCAGUCGCAAUGCAUCGACAUCAUCCACACCCUCCUCCAGAAACGCGACCGCGAAUUCGAAGCCAAAGAAGCCCUGGCAGAGAAAUUCGCUCGUCUAUCACGGGAAGUAGAAACUCAAACCAUCGCCGCAGAACGUCUCCGCACCCGCUGCGAGAAUGCAGAACGACAAAUUGAUGUUCUUAAGGGCCAACUCGGUUCCGCGAACGCGCAGCUCCGACAACAUCAAUCCGAGAUGAAGGGAUUGAAAGAUACGCUGCAACGACAGAAGCUGGCUACGGAACAUCUCAAGUCGCAGUUUUCUACUGAUUUGAGGAAGAAAGAGAAGGAGAUGUCAAGGUUGAAGGAGCGGAUUGCGGAUCCGGCCAUCACGCGUCGGACAAAUCGACCAACACCGACUAUCUCCAUUGCGGGAUACGGAACUGGACAUGCGUCCCCAUUGGGCGAGGAGGAGGAUAAGAAAGCAAAGGAAUUCAUUACGGAGGAUAGUUGGCGGUCGUUGACCGAGACGGUACAAGCUCAGUUUGACGAAAACGCUCGCCUGACCUACCUUCUCCAAACAAUCAUCUCGACACUCGGACAACUAACCACACCCUCUGCCGAGUCUGCACCUUCCUCUGACGGGCUGGUAAACAUCAAGCCAGGUUCAGCAGAGGACCUUACCUCCGAGCUCCAGAACAAACUCGACGCACUUGAGGCCAUCCUUCAUGAUCCCAACUUUGUGCCUUUGGAGGAUGUCCUCUUGAAAGAACAGCAGAAUGAGCAACUGCGAACAAAGGUGAAGCAUCUCGAGGAGGAUGUAACGCAUGCGAGAUUAUUGGCAGAGGAGUGGAGACUACUGAGUGAGAAGAACAAACAGGGGUGGACAACUGAAUCUGCAGCCACUCCUGCUCCAGUCCCUCCAAUUGCAAAACCCAAGAAGGAAGAAGUACCAAUGCAAACACCGCUCAAACAGGUCGCCGAUAGCAUGGCGCAAGACAUGGAACUGCAAGUCGCCCUCAAAGACGAACAGCCUACCCGCAAGCUAAAACGCAUCGCCACCCCUCGUCCUGUGCGAGAAAUCCUCUCCGGCGAAGAUACCUCACACUCCUCCCUCGAGACCACGCCAGCGGUUUCGAAGCAAGAGUUAUUGGCGAGAGGAGAUAUCACGUUGACGCCCCGGAGAGCGGCGACGCCGAAGGUUGAUUUAGUGGAGAAGAUGAGGGAGAUGGAGCUCAGAAAAGAGAGGGAGGAGAGAAUGGACACACCGACGAGGACGGCGGUCGUGGAUAGGGAAUUGGAGGAGGCAUUGGGGUUGCGGGCACCGAUCACCACCCCACCCGUUUCAGACGAGAUGGAGCUUUGAAACGUGAGAAGUCAAGACUCAAGGGAACUGCUUUAAGACGCC